AUGGCAUGCUCUGCGUUUCCCUUCUUGACCCCAUCGGAGUUUGAGGGUGCAUGCCAAGCUAUAGCCGAUCGAUGCACUUCGGCCCAAGAUGGCUGGUCUAUUCGACUCCUCACAAAGCCCGGAAUUGGUUUCAGAGUAACCAAGUACAUCUCCGGCCCGGAAACCCCAGAUCCUAGAUCACAAGAAGAUGAUCCGGAAGCUCUCGUUCGCACCCAGCCCAGCUUACAGGUAGACUAUGACAUACUGUUGUCCUCCACAUAUCAGGUCCCCGUGUUGUACUUCGGGCUCAGGUCACACAACCACGGCCCACUCGGACUAGACGAGGUCUACCAGUAUGUGGUGCCGGAACAGUACAAGCAAGAAUUGAAGAGUGUGGGUGUCAUGGGUGGGAUUAGUAUGGGUUACCAUCCAGAUUCUGGUGCCCCGGCCUUUUUCGUCCACCCGUGCAACACCGCCGAUGCUAUGGCGCACCUCGCAGACGCAGAGAACGUCACUCCUGGGUCAUAUCUCCUCAUCUGGCUCGGCCUUGUUGGCCACUGCGUGAACCUGCACGUGCCACGCGAGUAUUUUGUUUAG
This is a messenger RNA of Penicillium brevicompactum, 576 nucleotides long. RefSeq names its product ATG3/ATG10 family protein. Bases 1 to 576 code for a protein of 191 amino acids. Gene Ontology annotation, cellular component: intracellular anatomical structure. The transcript is spliced from 4 exons. NCBI's taxonomy places the organism in Eukaryota, Fungi, Ascomycota, Eurotiomycetes, Eurotiales, Aspergillaceae. Gene Ontology annotation, biological process: macroautophagy; protein modification by small protein conjugation; protein lipidation. Gene Ontology annotation, molecular function: Atg12 transferase activity. The record is from RefSeq and is a predicted model, not a curated record.